Messenger RNA from Lodderomyces parapsilosis, 180 nucleotides. RefSeq lists its product as uncharacterized. The coding region runs from base 1 to 180 and encodes 59 amino acids. Lineage: Eukaryota; Fungi; Ascomycota; Pichiomycetes; Serinales; Debaryomycetaceae. The transcript has a single exon. The record is from RefSeq and is a predicted model, not a curated record.
AUGGGCUUGUACCAGAAAUGGAUGAGCUUACCAGUGAAAGCUCGUUAUUAUGUCGGAUUUUCUACCAUUGUUAUGGCUGUAAUUGGUGAUUAUGUUACAACGAGAAUAAAUGACGAGGUUAAAGCUCGUGAUUCGAUCAUUGCUCAAAUGGAGUACGAUAGUCAACAAAAGAAGAACUGA